GGUCUCAUAGCUUUUUUUUUUAAAGAUGGCGGUCAGGCCAGUGAUUACGAUUCAAGGAGACCUUGAUCUCAUUGGUCCUGUCAUGCAGAAGAGGCUUCAGAAGCAAUUCAAAUCUUUCCAAAGGCCAGACUAUUCCAAAGAUGAAAAAGCAUUUGCGUCUUUCUGUCAAGGAAUGGAGUUCAAGGAUUUCCGUGAUUUUUACAAUUCCCGUACUAAAAGCUCUUACCCUUAUCUCAUCCACAAGGAACCUUGCCUCCACACGUACUGGACUGGCUGCUCAGAGGUCAGUACUUAUGUCAGCUCUGUAAAGCCAAUGAUAGAUCAGUGGAUAGAUGAGGCCACUAAGAUGGGAGGUGAUGACAAACUAGUGAUAGUAUUCUGCAUCACUGCUGAGGUGAGGAGCAAGAGAUCUAAAAUUAAAAUGCUAUCGAGUAAAUACGAGUCAGUAGAGGAAUAUAUUGUGAAGGAUUACCGUGGGAAAUGCAAUGUUACUAAUUUGCGACUAGCUUCAGCUGAUGAUGCAAGAAUCGCAGAAUCAUUCAAUUCUUAUUCCCUUGAGAUUAACAGACUAGCUUUAAACAAUUUCCUAUCUCGUCUCUCAGAGGUAAGCAACGAGCUAAGGGACAAGAGGAUCAGGACUGUCCAUAGCGACGAAGUUUAUAGUUUGAUUUGUAAGAAGUUAUCAUUGUCAGUUUGUUAUGAGAUGAUUCGGGAUCCAUUACAAGCCUCAACGCGUUACACUUCAGUUCAUGAUGAUCUUGAGUUUGCGAUCACAAUCCUCUCAAAAAAGGAUGACACUCCUUCAUGGCUGACGAAGCUACAGAAACAAGAAAUAAAGACCUGGGAUUACCCUAAUCUCACUAAUACUGAUAUAUCAUGGAAGUAUUUAUCAAAUAUUUUAGACAAUAAUGCUCACAUUAUUCACAUUUGGACUUUUCUUUUCGUCCGUCGAAUUCACACCCUCUGUGGGCGUGGUCUUGUACAGGAAGUGUACAAGUGUUGCAUAGGAACACUUCACUGUACUGCAAGACUAAUUAAUUUAUUGAAGUUAUCAUUGCCCGAAGGCGUGUUCAAUUCCUGGGCCUACAUGUCCUGUAUUGAGUGUGUUGAGUCUAUGAUGGUCAAGAUUGAUCCUGAAGUGUUAGCCAAAACAGCAUCAACUACACUAGUACUGGUUAGGGCUGAGCUAUGGCAUUAUGCAUGGGAGAAGUUACGCUCAAUAGGUUUAUUGUGUCACCUCAUGCCCGGCUCUCUCUCCUCUUUGCCCAAUCAAGAACUGAUAUCAACGAUAUGCUCCGGCAUAACUUGUGACACUAGUAACGGGAGCAAGGCAGAAGACCUGGGAGCACGUUUGGUUGAAGUUUUGCAAUCGAAAGAAAAAUUUAAGAAUGCUUUCAUGUCAUUGGGUGAGAUGGUGAUUGGUGCGUUCAAGCAUGCUGGGAGACGCCGUAUGGCUUUUAGCAUUGGAACAAGAAUGGCCGAGUUUCACAAAGGUGUUGGUAUGGUGAAGGAAGCUGAACAGUUGCUGUGUGACGUAACUAGUCUUCACUCAGUCCAGCACUGGCCACAGUUAUCAUCAUCAGCUUAUUCAAUACUAGCGCACUGUCAGCAAAAACUGAAGCAAGAAGACAAGGAAGUUAAUUCUCUUCUUGUUCUCGUGACCACGCCCAAGCACGAUAACUCCGCCCAUGGUCCCGCCCAGUACAUGGACCAACUGAUACGGAUAGCAGACAGGUCUAAAUACCAGAAACUGUUGUCAUGGGAACCGUUGUUUGAACUAACCAGUCUUAGCUACGUAGGAGGAGGGAAGAAAGUGGGCGGAGUUCGGGGUGGGGCUUAUCCCAAUCAAUAUCGUAAAGGAGAGGAAAUUGAAUUAAAAGUUGAUUUCAGAUACAGUGGCCCAAAGGAAAUGAAGUUAACGAUGGUCUCGGUCAUAUUGGAGCCGGAAACAAAGGUGUCGAUGGUUUCCAUAGCAACCAGCAAGACCCCAGCUUUCAAAGGAUCGCUAGAAUCGUUACAAGAGAUAGAACUAGAACCAGGUCCGCCUGAGGAUGUACUACUUUCAUUUCGACCAGUUGGAGGUGACAUGGGUUCCAAACUACAUAAAGUUUAUUAUUCUUCCUCUGAAUUGAGUGGCGAGGAGGGUAUUGUCAAGUAUAACAGUGUGAGGCUUGAGAUGAGAGGCCUGGUCUGUCAGCCUGGAGCUAACAACAGCACUAUUGUGAAAGGAAAAAUAUCUUCUUCUGGUAAUUACAAUAUUCAACAGAUUAUCAUGAAGGCUGGUGCUCUGGACUUUUGUCUUGUAGUUCCCUCAAAAACAGCUAAGCUCCACCCACUAACGAUAUUACCUGAUAAAGUCAAUGUCUCAAUUGGCCUCAAACCUCAUCAAAAUGUGAUACUAUCAGGCAUUCCCGUAUUAUGUGAGUUAGAGGUCAACGUUGAAGAGGAUACCGUUAUACAAGAAGGGGCGGAGCUAUCUCUAGUGGCUCCGCCCACUGUACAGGUUGAAUCAAUAGACGGUGAACCAACAGUGGAUUAUCAUCAGCUACUCUUUACUCUUCCUUCUCUCUCUUCUCCAACGAAGCAUCGCUGCCUUCCUUUUGACAUGACAGUCUCCUCCUUAUAUCAGACCAUGCCCACUGCACUUGGUUGUCAUGAUGGUGGCUCGUCUGUUGGAGGUGAGGACCUUCUCUCUUGGCAGUUUGAAUUGGAAGUAUACUGCAACUGGUUGACUCCGCCCCAUGUUGCUAGGCUACCACUAAUGGUACAUGAGCCUUUUAGUUUCAGUCACAGAGAACUAUCGGCUGGAGAAAGGUAAACAACAAUAACAACAAUGA
Molecule: messenger RNA, 2837 nt
Organism: Amphimedon queenslandica
Lineage: Eukaryota; Metazoa; Porifera; Demospongiae; Haplosclerida; Niphatidae
Product: trafficking protein particle complex subunit 10-like
Exons: 19
Coding region: 26-2818 (930 amino acids)
Biological process (GO): early endosome to Golgi transport; intra-Golgi vesicle-mediated transport
Cellular component (GO): TRAPPII protein complex
Source: RefSeq, a predicted model, not a curated record